UCAGCAGCAAGGAUGAAGCCACGAGGGUGGUGUGGGCACAGCUGACAGGAGAGCGGAGAGGAGGCGGAAGCAGAACACAGGGAGAGAGUAGCCGGCAAGGAGGUAACAGGAGCGAGGAAGAUGUUGUUCCAGGGCCUAGAUUAGGACACAGUGGUUUGAACAGGACGUUACAGAUCAUAGGAAAGCAUGAUACAGGGAGAUGGGACAUUUGUCAAGAGGGGGCAUCAGUAGAACAUGUGCUUUUAUGGUGCAGGGGCGAUAGUGCGAGCAGGGAGACCAUGGUACAGCAGCUGGAGGAGCUUGGCAUUGAAUCUGAACUGUUCUGGGCACAGGUUAGGGUGGUAAUGAAUGUUUUAAAGGAUACAGGGAUUUAGAGUAGACUGUGGAUCAGAUUCCUCCCCCCAUCCCUUGUAUAUUGUUGUGAGCCGAUUCUCUGAGCCGUAUAUCCAGCUGGUGGCGGUAAUGCUCCUCGUACGGUUGCGAUCCGCCGUUAAAUUCAAAGAAGAAGAAGAAUACGCGACGAUGUGACGUAAAAGCAACUUCCGCUACUUCCGCUGCUGUCGUGCAAAUUAGAUUAAACUUUAUUGUCGUUGCUGCCAGUUACAAGAACCAAGACAACAAGCUGCAGGACCUGUUCUGAGGAGACAAAAACGACUCCACACAGCACACUUUGAUGGUUAUGGAGAAUGAUGGACAACCCGACUGCAAACAAGAGCCACAUACCCUGUCAGGCGUGGGCAGGCCAGAAUGGCUGGUCAGCAGCUUCCUCUCAAGGCCUCAUCAACCCGCUCACCAGCUCUCAGCAGCUUAGCCUGGGCAUGGCCUCCGGUCAGAGACCCUCCUAUAACCACCUGCAGGCAUCCAGCCAGAGCUGUAUGAGCGACCUGAGCACCUUGUCCUCCAGAAACAGCCUUCAUCACACUCCCCUGUACAGAGCUCCUCACAUUAGCGGCGUUUCAUCAUCCACAGCGCUGUUCAGCAACACUUCUGUCCCGGGUGCGUCUCACAUGACGGCCUUUGCUCAGCAAGGCCCUCACACCUCAUCAAUACUGAUGACUGCAAACCAAGGAAAGAACAUGCCCACGCCAUCUCAUCCCCAACCAGACCAAAGACCAGAGCCCUGCAGGGCCCAGCAUCUACCACCUCUGUCACAGCACCAGGUGUCAUUUCAGACCCCACUGACCAGCCAAGGCCUACCGAGUGGACUUCAGGAUCUGACCGUCAGUCUGCCGUCGUGUGGGCAGCAUGAGCAGCCUCAGUGGAUGCCUUCCUCCCAUUGUAGGGGAGGCGUAAGCGAGUCUGUGCCAGCUGCUCAUCCUGACAAAGAGCCACUGCAGGACGGGAAUGUUCUUCCACUGAUGAGCAAUGACAGACGGCGUUCGGUCCUUUUACACCAGCGCUCACAGCUCCUCAAACAGCUGGCAGAGAUGGAUAAAAUUCUGGAAUCGUUGCCUCCAGAGGACAGCAGGGACGGACACUCUCCCCACACGGCUGCUCAGUCGUCUCCAUCCGUGGAUGAUUCAUCUCGAUGUGAACAGAUGAAAACCAGCGAUGCUCACCAAGGAAAGUCACAUCCUUCAUCCCCUUCUUUCUAUGAGGAGGAAAACGAGACCUGUGAUUCGCCAGAGGAUGUGAUGUCAGCAGCAGAGUCAGCGAAGGAGGACAAUGCUUCAGCCGAGUCAUGGGAUGACAGCGAUCCGGAUUACUUACCUGACAGUGAUGCCGACGUCUCUGAUCGCCCGUCCAAGACCAAGACCAAGGACUACUCCUCCGAUGAGAUCAGCCACGGCAGUCCCUCGACCCCCACAGGCCAGAGACCUCCUCUCCCAGAAGAAGAAGGCUGUGAAUCAGAAAGUUCUGUGUCGAAGGAAGAAAGUGUCACACCUCCAAAGAAGCCACGUGAAAAUAAUCGGAAGAAGCUUUCAGAAACUCUGGUGCUGCCAGUUUCAAGUUCAAAAGCCCAGCGCGUCUACGACAAGAGGAAUUACUGUUUGUUCUGCUCCAAGCCAGUGCUGAAGAUGUCGCGCCACCUGGAGAGGCUUCACAGCGACAGAGCUGAGGUCGCGGCUGCCUUCCAGUUUCCCAAACACUCCAGAGAAAGACGGAAGAUACACUGCAGGCUAAUAAAUCAGGGAAACUUUAAACACAAUAAAAAUGUUCUGAAAACUGGAGAUGGACAACUGGUCGUACGAAAAAGACCAAAACGAACGGCCCAAGCCCAAGACUUUCUCCACUGCCUUUACUGUCAGGGUCUUUAUGUGAAGAAGGCCUUGUCCAGACACAUGAAGAAGUGCCCGGAGAAAGAGAAAAACGCCGAUGAGUGCGACAUCAGUAGAAGGCGUGUCGCAUCACGCUGCAUGCUUCAGACUGUGAACUGUGAAGACCUGGGCAUUAGCGACAGCGUGAAGAACAUCAUCGGCGAGAUGGUGUACGACGAAGUGACGCAGGCCGUCAUUGGCGACAGGAUCAUCCGGCAGUACGCCGAGCAGAUGUUCGAUCAGUACGGCCGUGAUGUUCAGAAGCAUCAUUACAUCAGGCAGAACCUUCGUCAGGUGGGGAGGCUUGUGCUCGAGGCUCAGAAAAUAACCCCCAUGCAGAGCUUGGAGGACUUCUUUUACCCCUCAAACUUCCGUCAUGUGGUGUCUGCGGUGAACGUCCUGGCCGGCUACGACUCGGAGCGCAAGACCUACAGCACGCCGUCGCUCGCUCUCAAGCUGGGCUACAACCUCCAGAAGACGUGCAGCAUCGUGGAGGCCAACGCAGUGAAGAGCGGCGAUGCAAAGCUGGCAGAGUCCGCUAAGAACUUCCUCUCUGUCUACCAGAAGAAAUGGAACAAGCUCAUUUCCUCUGGUGCCUUAACAACUCUCAAAGAAACUAAACUGCACUCAGAAAAGCAGGUUCCAUUUGUUCAAGACGUGAAGCGCCUGCAUUUCCACCUUGAGAACAGUCAUCACGCUGCCGAGCAGAAGCUCAGAGAAAGCCCUUCAGCAGAAAGCUACGCAGCUCUGGCCAGAGUCGUUCUCACUCGGAUUAUCAUUUUCAACAGGAGGAAGCCUCGAGAGGUUUCAUCAAUCCCACUAACAGCCUUCAUGUCCCGCAAGAAGUCAGACGUGCUGGACGACAUGGACGUAUCCGUGUCGGACUUGGAGAGAACCAUGUGCAGGUUCUUCGUGAGAGUUGACGUACGAGGUCAGUGUGGGAGGAUGGUCCCUGUGCUGCUAAAGCCCUCGUUUGUCUCAGCACUGGAGCUCCUCGUUAACGUCCGCGAGGCCUGUGGCGUCCCCAACAAGAACCCCUUCCUCUUUGGCCGGCCGAGCGUUCUGUCUGCCUACAAGGGCACAGAGAUGAUCCAGAGGUUUGUCAAACACUGUGGAGCCCAGAACCCCAAAGCACUGACAUCGAGGAAGAUCCGGAAGCAUUUCGCAACAAUGCUGCAGCUGAUCACCCUGGAUGACAACGAGGCCCACCAGAUUUUAGGCCCGAAUAAUCAAGUCCAGGUCCUGCGACAGCACAGCGACUCGAUGCUCGACGAUGCUGAAAUGGAGGUUGGAGCGAGACCACGACCUGCAGGAAGACGGCGAGCAGCGUCCUGGGAUCACAGCGGGAGCUCCAGUGCAGGCAGCAGCGUAGCAGCAGAGCUUUAUCGUCCACCAGCGUGUGGAGCAGCGACGAGCGCCACCGCAGCCACGCCUUCCAGAUGUGUCGCAUCAGGGAAACAAGACUCCCACUGCAAAACCAAACAUAAGUGGGAGGAAGCAGAGGUUCGAGCGGUGGAAAGACACAUGAUGCGUUUCAUUCAAGGACACAAGGUGCCUCAGAAAGACGACUGCAUCCAGUGUCUGGAGGCCGAGCCCAAAGCGCUGAGGACCCGUUCGUGGAAAGGUGUGAAGGACUACGUCAGAAACAGGAUCACUGCCCUGAAAAGACAAAGUGGUCACUCCCGCAAAUCGUCCAAGAAGUCUUAAGACGCCCGGUCAAGUGGAACGUUUCCAGCAGCUUUGGCCACUUCUGUGUGCUUUUCCCUCAUCGUGUCCGGUCACUGUUGGUCUCGGAUCUCCUCAUCAGUGUCCGUCUCUGCCACAACAUUGGCAGCAUUUCCAUUGGGACGGCCAGGAAGAGGACGGUGGGACGUUUUGGUGGAUGGACUGCAGCUGGUCUUGGUUCCUGCUCUUCCUUCUCAUGAUUGUCUUUCUUUGUUAUUUUAGUUGUAUUUUGCAGAGAUGGUUUGUACAUACUGUCAGCUGAUGCUGAGGGCGUUAUACGGAUCCUGCUGAUGGCACAUUUUUAAGAUUGACCAACUUGUUUGGUGCACAGGAUUUGGUUGCUCUGUUUGUUUACUGGUAUGUGGUGCUUUGUUUUACCUUGUAUAACCAUCUACCAGAAAUAAAGUGGCGGGAUAAUAUUU
Molecule: messenger RNA, 4405 nt
Organism: Stegastes partitus (bicolor damselfish)
Lineage: Eukaryota; Metazoa; Chordata; Actinopteri; Pomacentridae
Exons: 12
Coding region: 687-3965 (1092 amino acids)
Source: RefSeq, a predicted model, not a curated record